Molecule: messenger RNA, 3120 nt
Organism: Bactrocera dorsalis (oriental fruit fly)
Lineage: Eukaryota; Metazoa; Arthropoda; Insecta; Diptera; Tephritidae
Product: myrosinase 1
Exons: 7
Coding region: 1534-3033 (499 amino acids)
Biological process (GO): carbohydrate metabolic process
Molecular function (GO): beta-glucosidase activity
Source: RefSeq, a predicted model, not a curated record
UGUUCAAUCUCAUAGCAUUAGCAUUGAAUUAUUCGUGGAGACUUUCGAAAAAAAAACAGAAAGUUUCCAUCAAGCGAUAAUUAUCUGAUGCGCAAUAUUUUUGAGAUCUAAGAAUAGAAAAUAGUCAUUGAGGCCAGAUCUGGAGAAUGCGGUGGAUGCGGAAGUAAUUCGAAGCCAAUUCAUAGUCUUUUGCCAUCGUUUUCACAGACCUAUGACACGGUGCAUUGGCUUGGUGAAACACCCUUACCUUUUUUUCAAAUGCGGCCGUUUUUCGGCAAUUUUCUUCAAAUAGUCCAGUAACGCUAUGAAAUAGUUGCUUUAUCAGCAGCUUAUUUCAAGAUAGUCAGUAAAAGUUAUUCGUUGUGGAUUCCAAAAUUCAGAUGCCAUAAUCUUGUCAGCCGUAUACUGCUUUUUCCACGCUUUGGAGCGGAUUUAUCAUAAACAGUAUGACUCGGAUGACUGUCGAUCGCACUUUGGAGUGAAGUGACAUAUCCGAAAAAGCGAUUGAUUCUACAUUUCACUGCCAUUAACUGAUGAGAUUGAAGCAAGCAAUUGAAAACAAACGGCCAGAACUGAUCAACAGAAAGUUCUUCGUCUUCCAUUAGAACUACGAUAGACCACAGACAUAUUUGAUGACUCGGCAAAACCUGGGAGAGCUUGGCUGGGAAAUUUUGAUGCAUACACCAUAUAGCCCUGACCUUGAGUAAUCGGACUACUAUUUGUUACGGUCAAUGAAAAACUCCCUUAAUGGAGCAAAGUUGGCUUCAAGAGAAGCCUGUGAAAUUUAUUCGACGAAAUCGGCACAUAUUUAGUUUAUUAAAAUUCAUUAUAAAUAUAAAAACACAAAAGUUGAAAUUUGAUUAGAAAUAAGAAAAGACUUUUUCGACUAUCGAACACAAACCAUUUUUGUAGAGCAGACUAUUUUCUACAAAAUGUAUGAAAGGGAAUAUUUUUUCAAGUAGUUUGAAGCGGGAUUCGAAUUUUUAUCUGAAAAUAAGUAAAAAUCAAGAUCUCAUCCUUGGAGAAAUUUGCUUAGAGGUUGCUUUUUAACCCACCCUAAUAGAUAUAUACAUAUACAUAUAUAUAUAUAUAUACAUAUACGUGUGUAUGCAUGUGGAAUUUUCGUUAUUAUGACACAACCGAAGAUUUAUUAGAAUAAAGUUCAAGUUGAAGUACAAGAAAUAACAGUAAUAUACAACUCAGUGCACCGAUCCUGAAUUGAACACCUAUUCAAUACACACAUAUAUCCAAUUACGUGUUUACCGUUACCUAUUCAUUUAAAACAGUACAAUGAUCUUUUCUCUCGCGCAGCGGCGAAGUGUCGAAAACCUCUGAGGGCAUUCACUUUCAUUAUUGGCACAGUGCACUUUUUAUCAAUCUCACACAAAAAUUUAUAAAUUGGCAUUUCCAAAAUUUCUUUAUCACUGGCUGGGCAGAAUUCAAACCAGUUCACUCAAUCAAUCCAAACCGAAGAGACAACAAUACUGUCGUUAAGAUCAUAAAAUAUUUGUAAUUGAAGAAAAUUUUUGCAUAAUGAAAGCCAUAUUCGUCCUGACGCUGUGCCUGCUGUUGCGUGGCAGUAUGUGCAGCGAGCGAUGUCAGCACCAACACAAAGGGGAUAACGAGCGCUUCCCUAAGGACUUUUCCUUUGGCGUUUCGACUGCCGCCUACCAAAUAGAAGGCGCUUGGAAUGAGGACGGCAAAGGCCUCUCCAUUUGGGAUACAUACACGCAUGCGCAUCCGGAGCGUAUACGCGAUCGUACAAAUGGUGAUGUGGCGGCGGAAUCUUACUAUCGUUUUGAACAAGACUUAGCGGCGCUGAAAAAACUCAAAGUCAACUUCUAUCGCUUUUCCUUCUCAUGGCCCCGCCUGCUGCCCAACGCAGAUACGACGGUGAUAAAUCAAAAGGGCAUUGACUAUUACAACAUGAUGAUAGACAAGCUGUUGGCAAAUAACAUUGAACCCAUGGUGACGAUGUUUCAUUGUGACCUGCCAGAGGCGCUCAACCAGUUCGGCGGCUUCACCAACGCUAUUAUUAUAAAGUAUUUCCGUUAUUACGCUGAGUUUCUAUUCGAAACUUUUGGCGAUCGCGUCAAGAAGUGGAUCACUUUCAAUGAACCAUUCGAUUACUGCGUUUUGGGCUAUGGCAAAUCGUACUUCCCGCCACUGGUGCAUUCCCCCGGUGUUGCUGACUAUCUCUGCAUGGACAAUACAUUGCGCGCUCAUGCUGCCGCUUACCGCGCCUACAGAGCGAACUAUUUCCAGAGGCAAGGCGGUAAAAUAGGCAUCACCAUAAGCAGUCGUUUCUACUACGCGCAGCAUAAGAGUGGCGAUGAAGACGUCGUUGAACGCGCAAUGCAGUACUCGCUUGGUUGGCUGGCCAAUCCCAUUUUCGGCAAGACUGGCAAUUAUCCACAACUCGUAUUGGACGAUAUUAGAAACAACAGCUUAAGCGAGGGUCUAUCCUGGUCUCGCUUGCCGCCAUUUAAUGAAUUCUGGUCUAAGGUCAUUAGAGGUGCUGGCGACUUUCUGGGUCUCAAUUAUUACACUUCACGUUACGCUGCACUCACCAAGACUCCCGCCGGCGAGAUACCUUCUUGGGAAUAUGACUCACAGCUUCAAUAUUCUGUUGACGAGAAAUGGAAGCAGGGCAACUCAAAUUGGCUUUAUUGCGUGCCACAGGGACUGGAAGAUAUCCUAAAAUGGAUCCGCGACCACUACGAUAACGUCGAGGUCUUCAUAACGGAAAAUGGUUGGUCGGACUAUGGCCAGUUGGAGGACACAGAACGCGUCGAUUUCCUGCAGGCUCACUUGCAAGCGGUGCUAAAUGCCGUCAAUGAUGGCUGCAAGGUCACACAUUACUCACACUGGAGUUUAAUUGAUAAUUUCGAGUGGAACAUGGGCUAUACCCAGAAGUACGGCCUCUAUUAUUUGAAUAUGACGAGCCCAAAUAAGGAUCGCAUAGCCAAGAAGUCUGCAUAUUAUUACAGAAGUGUGAUCGAUGGUAGAAAAAUAUUACAUAGCCUAAAUUAAAUAAGAAAACCAAAGUAUUCAUUUUAUACAAUAACAUAUUAUAUUAUAUGCCUAAAAAUAAAUGCCUCGUAGGCAACUCCUAAAGGA